CUCUCUCUCUCUCUAUCUCUCUCUCUCAAAAAGAUAAAAAAGAGUAGCUUCCCUCUGCCUGCAAACAACAUCGGCGUCGUUUCCACACAAACGCAUUAAGAGUCCAACGUAGACCAAAACCCUUCUUGAAUUCAAUGGUACCCCUUUUCCCCAACACCGCAAACCCCUCGAAAACAGAACCGCCUGAUUCGAUAUCCGACAAUUGAACGAGAACAAUCUCUGUUGGUCGGGUGGUUUUGGUUGGUAAUUCUAGAAGAAGACAUGGAUCUUGGAGACCCCAACCACCGGCCCCGCUCCAUAGGGGACUACAUACUGGGCCCGAGAAUCGGGUCGGGUUCAUUCGCCGUGGUCUGGCGGUCCAGGCACCGUCACUCGGGUGUAGAGGUUGCUGUCAAAGAGAUUAACAGGAAACAACUUAACCCAAAAGUCAGUGAGAAUUUGCUCAAAGAGAUUUCCAUUCUCAGCACCAUCAAUAACCCAAACAUCAUUCGCCUUUUCGAGGCGAUCGAGACUGAGGAUAGAAUUUACCUUGUUUUGGAGUAUUGUGAUGGUGGUGACCUUGCGGACUACAUUCAUCGCCACAGCAAAGUUUCCGAGACCGUUGCGAGGCACUUUAUGAAGCAAUUGGCCGCGGGAUUGCAAAUACUUCAAGAAAAACACCUGAUCCACAGAGAUUUGAAACCGCAGAAUUUGCUCUUGUCAACUAGGGAAGGGACUCCACUUUUGAAGAUUGGAGAUUUUGGUUUUGCGAGGUCCCUGAUGCCCCAAGGCUUGGCGGACACCCUAUGUGGUUCACCAUUAUACAUGGCUCCAGAGAUUAUUCAGAACCAGAAGUAUGAUGCAAAGGCUGACUUAUGGAGUGUUGGGGCAAUAUUGUUCCAGCUGGUGACUGGGAAGCCACCAUUCGAUGGCAAUAGUCAAUUGCAGCUUUUUCAGAACAUUUUAACCUCGACUGAGCUGCGGUUUCCGCAAGGUGCUUUGGAAGAACUACAUCCAGAUUGUGUGGAUCUUUGCAGGAGCCUAUUACGUCAAAACCCAGUUGAGCGAUUAACAUUCAAGGAGUUUUUCAAUCACAGGUUCCUGGGGGAGCACAGGCCAAUUGUGGAGGUUGAACGCGUUUCUAUACUUCCGCCAAUGAGAUCAAUGGUUGGGAAGUUCAGUUCUACUGCCUCUGAUGAGAGAUUGCAAUUAAAUUCUGGGCAUUCCAUGAACUCAUCUAGCAGAAACUCAGCAAUAGCUACUUCAUCUGUACAUGAGAACAUACAAAAGCAAGGGAAAGAUUGUGACAAUACAUCCAUCACUAAGAGUGUUCAUGGGUUUACCCCAAAUAUUGCAAGUGGUAGGCUGAGGAAGUCUGUUGAUGGUGGCGCAUGUUCAUCAGAGCAGCUUCAAGUUUCUGAUUCGAUGGAGUCUAUUGAGAAAGGUUAUGUCUUAGUCAAUGCUCAUUGUGCUUCAAUGGAGGCUUUCUCUUAUUCCCUUGUGACUUCCCUGCAAGAUAAAUCCACGACCAGAGUUUCUGUCUGUCCUUCAAGGAAGAAUGACUGGGAUUUAGCUGUUGCGAUGCCAACAGUGGAGCUGGCUGAUAGUUCUCUGGGUUGUCCAGCAAGUGCACAAAGCGAUGGAUCAAAUCUCUUGGUGGCAUCAAGUGCAUCGUCUAUAUUAAGGGAAGUGCAAGGACUAACCAUAUUGCAUCCUUCGACUAGACUCCACUUGUUACAUCGGUAUGUUCAGGCUCUUGAAGAACUAUCACAAGAAAAGCAGUAUAAUGCAGGUCUUUUUCAAGAAUCAUUAUCAGUUGAACUGGUAGUUUUGGCUCUUUGGAAGAAAGCUCUUCAAAUUUGCAGCUCUUGGAUGGCCUCCACAGCAGAAGGUGAAUUACCUGCAAGCAGUUCCACUAACGAAUCCAUACCUUCUUGGGAAGCUGCUGUUUUGUCACCAAACACAGAAAACCAUAUAGAUUUUAGCAGGCCUUCAUCUGUUUCCUUGUGGGCAGAACAAGGGUUUAUUGUUGCAUUUGAUCGGGCAGAGAAGUCAUCGCAUCAUGUCAGACAUAUGGAUGGCGGUGCCGAGAUGCCAGACGCAAUAGAAAUCAUAUACCAGAAAGCACUUGCUGUUGGGACUAGUGGUGCUGUAGAUGAGUUGAUGGAGAACAAGGGUAGCGCAAUGGCAUCCUACUCUAAAGCAAUGCUUCUGCUUUCAUUUGUUGUAGGAGAAGCAACAUCCCUUCCACUGAACCCACCUUUUUCACUAACUCCUGAUAAUAAGAAGCGAAUUGAGCAAUACAUUAUCAACUUGCAAUCCCUUCUGGACUCUUAAGUAAGAUAUUACUUGUUGCAUACAGCAGUCUUUAGAAAGCCAUCUUUUUUUAAUGGGAUUUGCUGAUUACUGGAGCUGCACUGUACAAAUUUAAACUUUUCUUUAGCGACGAGAUGAGGGAAAUACUUGACGGGUGUCUAAUGUACAGGGAAGCAUAUACAAUUGAUUGUUGGCCGUCUAUAACGGGAGGGGAGGGUGGCCUCCAUUGCAUGAGCUUGUGUAAAUAAAAUUAUCUAUUCUUUGUCCAGACAACAUCGUAAAUAUGAAUGGUGAAAGAAACUUGUACAGUAA
Messenger RNA from Alnus glutinosa, 2607 nucleotides. RefSeq names its product serine/threonine-protein kinase ATG1a. The record is from RefSeq and is a predicted model, not a curated record. Bases 262 to 2316 code for a protein of 684 amino acids. Gene Ontology annotation, cellular component: autophagosome; cytoplasm. Gene Ontology annotation, biological process: protein autophosphorylation; autophagy; autophagosome organization. Gene Ontology annotation, molecular function: ATP binding; protein serine/threonine kinase activity. The transcript has 13 exons. NCBI's taxonomy places the organism in Eukaryota, Viridiplantae, Streptophyta, Magnoliopsida, Fagales, Betulaceae.